UUUUGUUCGCCUCCGUGGCGAUUAAAUGUGGUUCCUGUAAUUACACAUAUUUUUUAUCUUGGAUACUGCGUACGCGUAGUCCCUGUUUCUCUUUUAUUUUCAAAAUCGUUAUGAUUGGCGUAGGAGGAGUGUAAUAACUCUGCUCAGAGCCAUAUAUUGAAUGAAUGAAUGAAUGACUGAAUAGCUAGUCGAAUUAUUUUAUUUCUAUAUAUUAAUAUGUAAUAGGAGUUCUUUUGAUCUAACAUUGAAUUAUAUUGUUGGAAAAUGAAAAUUUGAGCAAAAUACACCGAGAAAAUUCAAAUAAAGUGUGUGUACACAGAAGACAUGUUCCAUAAAGUUUUGUAAUAAAAUCUGAUUCUGAAAUUGAAAUGAAUUCUGAAAUCAAUAUAAAGAUUAAUUUAAAUGACAAGAUGAGUACACAAAAUGAAACGUCAAAUGAGCCGAUACUAUAUGAAUUAUUGGAAUAUUUUGUACGAGAGCAAGAGCCAGAAUUAAUAAAAUGUAAAAAUGACACAGUUGUUCUCCCAGCUACUGGCACAAUAAAAAAUGCUCUAAGAUAUUUAAACAAUAGAUAUUCCUUACCUGAAAGCAUUUCCCAUCAAGUUAGUCUAACGCUAUCCUGGAAAUUUGCUGUUGGGGAUCAUGGUCGUGUACUUGCUAUCUUACAAGAAAAUAUUAUUGAAAUAAGAAAAGCCAAAGAUGAAUAUUCUUCCAUAAUAGGCAAGACAUCAGCCCCUAAAGAUGCCUUUCCACAAUGGCGUAAACUUGCAUGGAGUCCUGAUGGAAUGAUUUUAGUGCUAGCAUCUAGUACUGGUUAUACAUCUUUCUAUAAUAUACUGGGGAAUAAUAUUUUUAAUAUAAGCCCAAAGACAAUUUCACAGAAUCCUUACAUUUUGGAAGCUGGUGAUGCAAUAGCAUCUAUGCUAUUUCUUAAAACAAAUGCAAAAAAUGAAAAAUGGACUUAUGAAUUUAUUUUGAUUACAUACAGUGGACUUCUUAGAUCCUAUUAUAUUUCUACAACAGGCUUUAGUGCAAAUUAUGACUUUUCUUUUAGCAAUUUUUACAAGAAUGGCAUUAAUGCUGUUGUUUAUGAUGAGAAGCGUCAUUUGUUUUAUGUUGCUGGAAACAUGAUCACGCAAAAAUUGACUUCUACUGCAUCAGAAUCUGGGUUAACUUCAUGGCGACCUUUAAAUGACUAUCCAUACUGCAAAUUAUCAUUUGCAUUUGAAGAUUCAGUCAGCAGCAAAUCACGGUUUUCUAUUUGGAAUUUAAUUCCUAGUUUCAGCUUUCAAUUAGAGUCAGUUAUAUUCACGAUAAAAAUCUCACCUAAUGGCGAAUGUCUGGUAUGCUUGCAUACAGAUGGUUCAGUUUCAUUAUGGGGACUACCGAAUUUGAUAUUACAAAGAAAGUGGAAAUUGUCAGAGCAACCGGAACACAAUAUACCUAAUCCUUUAGGUCUUACAAAAUGUAAAAAGUUUCCACCAGGUUUUACAGAAUUUCAUCCAGUAGAUAUUGGUUGGUGGUCUGAUCAGGCCAUCAUAAUAGCUCGAUAUUCAGGAUCUACAUCAGUUUGCUCUGCAUGGUAUUUGAAGAAUUUAUUGGGUAUUAGUCCAGAAUUCUUAAUGGGACAACCACAAGUUUGUGAACUGGGAUCUGAGAAAGGAUUCUUAUGUUUAGAUUGUGAAACCUUCAUUACAAGUAAGAAACGAAGCAGGGAAUCUAGUGACAGUCAUUUACCAGAAGCAUCUUCAGAAAGCGAAAAAGAUGACGAUGAAUUAGAACCUAUGACAAUAUUAAAUUACACCACGAAUCUAGUUCAAAGUACACUGUAUUCAAUAACUGACAUCGAGAGGUUUCAACCGAAGAGGAAAAAAUUGAAAGUAUUACGUCGUACUUAUAGAAUUUUGGGCUUAAAAAGUACGACACCAGAAGAACUUUAUUCUAGGAAAAUAGACAUUGAGGAAUAUGAGGAAGCCUUGGCUUUAGCAAACACAUAUAAUCUGGAUACGGAUCUCGUAUAUCAAACACAGUGGAGAAAAUCAAAGUUAUCUUUGAAUGCUAUCGCAGAACAUUUGAGUAAAGUAAGCAAAAGAUCUUGGGUCUUGAAUGAAUGUAUUAUGCGCGUUCCCGAUACUAUAGAAGCUGCGAGAGAACUGUUGAAUUUUGGACUGCGAGGUGCUAAUUUGGAAACUCUAAUAGCGAUUGAUAUUUGCGACAACGAUAAAUUUGUGAUUCCCGAUGCAGAGGACGAUUGGCAAUCGUUGGAUGAAGAUUCUGCGACUUUGCGGCAGAUGCAGAAAAUAAACGAAAUGCUCGAGCAGGUAGACAUAAAUAACUUGUCAGAGGCUCAGAAAAAUUUGAUCAAAUAUCGAAGAAAGCUUUUGAGUCACUUGGAUAAAUUACUUACAUAUGAGAUUAUACUGCAACCACCUCUUCAGUAUGAAAAGGAAUUUUAUGAGAAGUUUCGAAGGUUAUCGGCUAUUGAAAAUGCAAUUAUAUUUGCUAAAGACGGAGAUUACCGUGGAGUUGAAAUUAUGUUUACUUACUAUGGAGAAAGUCUGAUACCUCAUUGGCUAGCAAUCAUCAGUUUUUUCCCGGAAACUUUAAAUCCGUCGGAUUACCAGAAGCUUUUACCAGAAUGCGAUUCUGAAGGUCAAUUGUUUUUAUUGAAUCAAUGUGAAUUACGACAAAAAGAUUGGUCGGAAAAACUUGAGUUCAACGAAGUGAUAAACUUGGAUGCUGACGAUCGAUCUGAAAUAUUGUAUGAAUUAGAUCCUUCGUUAUCAAUAUAUAAAAACACGCAGCUAACUCCGGAGCUGUUACAGAAGUGGUACAAGAUGCGUGCUUACGAAAUAGAAAAAAACAGCUCGAUGGUAGAUAAUGCUUUGCAACUAAUUAAGAUCGCAAAAGCUCAUAAAAUUAAUGGCAUGGAGGAUUUAUUGUUGGAUUUGGAAACGUUGGACGAUCUCGUGUAUAAGGUCUACUUAGAAAAUAUAUCGUUAUAUGAACUAGAAAAGUUGAGUAACGUGAAGAAGAUAAAACUCUUAAUGAGCACGUCGACCGAAUCGAACUUUGUUGAGAACAUAAGGAAUCUCUUGCUGCCGUUUAUCAAACGAAGACAUCAAUAUUUGGGCGGAAAUCUUGAGAAGCAUCUACUGAGCGAUUAUCUGAUUUGUUUGAGCAAAGAUGACUUGAUGCUUCCGGUGAAAUUUUUCAAAUAUUUAAAACUGACGCAGGAAGCGGAGAUAAUACAAAUGAUAGACGAUGUUACUAUCCUAGCGUUAGAUUGUAUAUGCGCUUGUGACGACCCUAAUAUGUAUGAAAAAGCGAGGGAGAUCUUAGAUUCGUUACCAAAUCAUGAUGGACAUAGAACAAAUGCAACGGGCAGCUUAGUGAAGGACGUCAUAGAUGAGCUCUUCAAGCUUGGAAAUGAACUCUAUUGUACCAAAGUCCUAAGCAAAUAUGAUGUGAAAACAACGUUGAAAUUUAUACGGAAACAUAAGAGUGAUCCCGUCGUUGCUGAAUCGCUAUUGAUUCAAAUGGCGAGAAGCUUAAAUAAUCAAUUUAUACCUUCAGAUGAGAACAAAUGGCAGCAAUUGUUAAGUGAUAUGUUGGUUUUACGCGGUAUACUCCCCUGUAUCGAAGUUGUUACCUGUUUUGAGAUAUACGUUUCCGCUCGUUUAGUCUCAGGAGUUAAAAGUAUCAUUCAGAAUUGCUCUACUUUGAUACAGACCAAGAGGAAUGAAAAAUCGCCGAUGCAUGUAUCCUAUGAGAAAGCAAUUGACCUGAUACUAGAAGCUACGAAAGAAUAUUUUAACAGCUCCAAAACACUCAACGAUCCAAACAUGGAAUUAGCUAAAGCUUGUCUUCUUCUUAUGGAAGACGAUAACGCGAAAAUUAAGGAGGAAUACGACCUCAUUAAAUCGCUCCAAAUUCUGAACGAAUUCAACGUUGAUAUAUUGCCUCUGCAAGUUAGAUUAACGGUAGAUAGACUAAGUCUUAUCGAACGUUGUUUAAAUAAUCAGAGGGAUGCUUAUAAAAGUCGGCAGAGAUUGUUAAUGUUGGCGGCUUAUUUACGAAUCGAAGGCAAUAAAAAUAAACUUCGCGAAGGAAAAGUUUUAGAACUAAUAGCCAAGAAGGCAGUUGAGACUGAAAAUUAUAGCACAUGUGCUACAAUAUGUACUCAAUUAACACAAAGUAAUUAUCUUCCUGCCUGGGAAAUUUGCCUGAAUCUGGGGCGUUGUGAUAAUUAUCAAGAUUUAAAAGUCAGGCAAAAAUGUCUGUGGUUUGCGAUAAACAAUGGUCCAAGCGAUAUAUUGGGUAAUGCCUUAGAACAUAUGUAUUUGAUAGAGAUACAGAUGCUACAUAAACAUUUGGAAUUGUGGAUGCCUUCUGUCGAAUUGGAAGGCUCCCGAGAUGAAGAAAGUGACGAGAGCGAAGAUCAUUUUACAGACGCUAUGACAACGCCGCAAGUAGAAGUGAAGGAAUUCGUACCGAAAAUGUUGGAAACUUCCACGGAGAUUGUUAAGAGCUCAGCUAGCAUCAUGAGGAAAUCAACAUUUCAUUUAAUCAAGAAUAUUAGCGACACUAGCUUUUGGAAGUCUAGACUGAAAUUUAAUUUUGCGAACGAUUUGGAAACUGAUGACCACUACGAAGACGCGGAAGAGCAAAAUGAGACCAGCGAAGACGCCAACCGCCAGAGUUUCCCAUGUUAUUACGAAUCUUUGCAUGGAGUAUGUAAGAAAAGUGCUAAUGAACCGAGAUAUAAUAAGUAUUCUAUGCCGGACAUAGAAAAUACAAAACUCAAAUGUUGCCGUGCGCUUUUGAGAAUAACCAUGCUAAGCGAAUCUUCCUGCUACGGAUUGGAAAUAAGCGACAUCGAUCAUUUACUCUUGGAAUGUGCGAAGCAUACUAUACAAGAUGAUUGGCUAUUAGGCAUGUCGUAUUUAUUAAGUUUAAACAAGGAUCACAUCAUGGAUGUUCAGAAGAUCUUCACGAAUCUACCACGAAACGAAUUGUAUAUACAAACCGCUCUCUAUUACUACUUGUUGAAGUUGUAUAAAAAACUGUAUACCGAUUGUGAGAAGCUGUAUUUAUAUAGUCCGUUGAAUUUAAUAACGAAGAUGACGGUCGUGGCACGAACGACCGAAGAAUGCGAUAUCGUUGAAGCACUACAAUAUUGGCAGAGUUAUUUGCUCGGUGGCGCGCAGGUUGCUAAAACGGAGGAGAUGGAGAAGAGAUACAGGAGUAUGCUGCAAGUAGAACAAAGUAGUACCUGUAUACGUCAUGAGGAAACUGCGAAGAAGUUUAUUAUUGAGGAACAAGAAUCCGUGGAGCACGUCGAUAUUAAUGAUACUCUGAUCGCAAACUCUGACGAAGAUGAAGAAUCGACCGGUGUUAUUGUCUCGAAUGAAAUCGAUAUCGUAGACGUCAAUAACACCCCGAUCGCAAACUUCAGUGAAAAUGGGAAUUUAAAUAAAAUCACUGCUCCAGAUGAAAUUGACACUAUAGGAUGGACAGAUGAUUGGGGUGAUUUCUCCGAUGAUAACAUGGAAGCAACUAGUGAUAAGGAGCAUAAAAUUAAUUCUGAAGAAACAAUGCGUGAAGAAACUGUGUCCUUUCUCUCUCCCAUUCAUGGUGUUGAUCAAUGUGUCACAGAGGAAGAUCGAUUUAAAUUAUUCCACAGACUAUUCAAUCAAAUCGAUCACUUAGAACGAUAUCGAAAACUGAAGAAAAUCAUUACAGAAUGGCCGAAAUUCAACAUGCCAGAUCAUAUCAGAUUAGAUAAUCAUCCGAUUCUAAAAAUGAUGAAAGCAAUAAUUCCGUUAAUCACGAAUGCGAAUGAGACGGAUUUCGAGAAGAGAAUAUUGCAAGAACACGAAGAGCUUAUCGGUUUAUUGGCGUCCAAAGAGAUACUUAGGCAAUUUGUAGAAGCCGAGCAGGAUCACAUUAGUUUCGAAGAAAGCCUUUAUAUAAGAUUAUGUUCUGACGAUGUGUCUAUGCAGAAAGAGGCAGUAAAUCUUAUCAAACAACGACAACAGGCCAUUACGUUGCUACCAUUGGUGCUAGAGAAACUUUUCCUAAACGACCUAACAGCAUUAUUUCCACCAAAUCACGCUAUAUACAAUCAGAUAAUCGAACAUGUUUUUAUGAAUGAAUCUUUAGUCGAUAUCGAGAAAAAUGCAAGAUCACUUAUACAGGAAUUGAAGAAACGGAAAUAUAUACUGGAGGCUUUGAAUAUUAUAAGAUUGAUGGAGAAAAUUCCGACGGCCUUAUGUACAUUCGAUGUUUGUUUCCAGCUGCUAAUGGAAGAUUAAGUAUGUAUUCCAGCUAUAAAAGAACUGUGAUUUAUGUUAUUAUCAAGCUCAUUUUAAACGGUUUAUUUAUGAGAUGAAUUAGUAUUGGAUGGAUUCUAUUUACGAAAGACAUACAUAUAUGUAUGUCUCAAAUGCUUAUGUGUAUAUUGUAUAUAAAAUUUGUAUUCAAAUGAUAUUCUAUUGCGGAUUAUAGGUUUAAAUUUA
Messenger RNA from Harpegnathos saltator (Jerdon's jumping ant), 6521 nucleotides. Its product is annotated as neuroblastoma-amplified sequence. The record is from RefSeq and is a predicted model, not a curated record. The transcript has 19 exons. Gene Ontology annotation, cellular component: Dsl1/NZR complex. Gene Ontology annotation, biological process: retrograde vesicle-mediated transport, Golgi to endoplasmic reticulum. The coding region runs from base 369 to 6317 and encodes 1982 amino acids. Gene Ontology annotation, molecular function: SNARE binding. Lineage: Eukaryota; Metazoa; Arthropoda; Insecta; Hymenoptera; Formicidae.